GACUUUGUCACAACGUGUCCACACCGCGGAACCAGCGCUGUUGCCAGUGUUGGCACUUUUUUUGUUGAUUUUUGUCAUCAUAAUUGAAGAACAAGAUUUCUUGAAAUGGCUGAUUAUUCCAGAGAUUGCCCUGAGAUUGUCACUCAGGUUCCAAGCGCACAAAAAGAAAGGUACAAAUCCUUGCGAAACUUGUUCAUUGAGAGAUUUGGGUCCGAGCCAGCUUUUUUCACAAGGGCACCAGGACGAGUCAAUCUCAUUGGUGAACAUAUCGACUACUGUGGUUAUUCUGUGUUGCCAAUGGCUAUUCAACAAGACAUCCUUAUUGCUGCUGGGCCAAAUUCAGAUCAGAUGCUAGUCUUCAAAAAUACAAACCCAGAAUACAGGGAUUUCACCUCAAACAUCGGUGACUUUAAGAUUGAUCCCACCAACCCCCUAUGGCACAACUACAUUCUGUGUGGAUUCCGAGGCAUUGUGGAGGCGGAAUGUGUAUCCGUACCUUCUGGUAUGAACCUUCUGGUGGAUGGAACUAUACCUCCUAGUGCUGGCUUGUCUAGUUCCAGUGCCUUGGUUUGCUGUGGUAGUCUUGUCACAAUGCACAUCAAUGGGUUAGAAAUACCUAAGAGGAAGUUGGCAGAUAUCUGUAUGAGAUGCGAGCAUUAUAUCGGCACUCAGGGAGGUGGUAUGGACCAAUCUAUCUGCUUCCUGGCAGAAACUGGGACUGCCAAGUGGAUACAGUUUAAUCCCAUCAGAGCAACCAAUGUUUCACUGCCUCCUGGUGUAGCUUUUGUUAUCUCCAAUAGUUGUGUUGAAUUACAGAAAGCUGCAACAUCUCACUUCAAUAUCAGAGUAGUGGAGUGUCGCCUAGCAACCCAGGUUUUAGCCAAGUCUAAAGGUCUAGACUGGAAGCAAUUCAAGGUGCUUGCGAAGCUACAAGAAGCUCUAGCAGUCUCCUUAGAAGAAAUGCUGGAUAAUGUGGAGAAUGUACUUCAUCCUGAGCCCUACAGUAAGAAGGAGAUUUGUGAGAUCUUGGGAGUAUCAGAAGAGGAGUUAAACAAGGAGAGCCUAAGUCAGAACACACUGGAAGUAACCUCAUUCAAGUUGCAUGAUCGUGCCAAGCAUGUAUUUGGAGAAGCUAACCGAGUUAUGAAGUUCAAGGAGAUUUGUGACCAAGCACCAAGUGAUGCUGCCAUCCAGUUAGGAGAACUCAUGAGUGACAGUCAUACAAGCUGUAGAGACUUGUAUCAAUGUAGCUGUGAACCUCUGGAUCAACUCGUAGAACUCUGCAGACUUUCCGGAUCACUGGGCUCACGUCUUACAGGAGCUGGUUGGGGUGGAUGUGCAGUUUCCAUGGUACCAUCAGAGAUUGUUGAUGACUUCAUCAGCAAGGUGCAAGCUGGGUAUUAUGCAGCUAAUCCUAAGCUACAGUGUCGAGUCAAGGAGAGCCUGUUUGCGACAGAGCCAGGCAACGGAGCCAACAUAUUUGAAAUGACUGCAGAAACCUCACUCUGAAAUCAAAACAGAGUUCUUCACAAUAUGUCACAACUCAUUUCUGUUUAUCAAAAAGGUACAAAUUUCCAGAUUUGGGAAAGUAAAUGUUUUUUCAAAGUCCUGAUGAGAAGGACUUAAAUAAGAUUGAUUUAACAUUCCUAACAAUUUGGCAUAUAAUUGUUUUUGCAUCAAACAGAUACAAAUGUUAUAUUUACUGCAAAUGCAGUACCAUCAAAAACUUUGUGAACUUUUUGCGCUGGGACGAGAGUAGCGUACACUAUGCUUAUAAAAAAUUGAUGAUGGAAAUAUAUACAUGAAAGUUUAAACAUACUUCCAUUUUUACUUUUUGCUGACCCAUUUUCCCCAUUUAUAUGCUUGCCAAUUUCAUGUUUAGUGCUUGUAUAAAACACAAACAGUAUUCUAUUUCAAGCAUUUAUUUCAUGAAGAAUAAGAAGAAUGCACUCAUCACUACUUAGAGACUUGUUCAUGUACAUCAGUUACAACAGUACCAAGAAUGCGAGUUUCACUGACUUUCAUGAGAAAGAUGCCCAAGUUUUUUCUUUGAUUUCAACCAAAUUGAGAAUGCAAAUGCAUGUAUAUUUAAACCAACUUUAGUUCACUGCUGAAAAUAAUGUGCAAUGCUUUAUUUUCAGCGUUAACCACUUGCUGCCGGGUGCUUUCAAAAAUGCAGUGCACACAUA
Messenger RNA from Acanthaster planci (crown-of-thorns starfish), 2189 nucleotides. It is a transcript of the gene galk2, whose product is annotated as galactokinase 2. The record is from RefSeq and is a predicted model, not a curated record. NCBI's taxonomy places the organism in Eukaryota, Metazoa, Echinodermata, Asteroidea, Valvatida, Acanthasteridae. Gene Ontology annotation, cellular component: cytosol; cytoplasm. Gene Ontology annotation, biological process: galactose metabolic process; carbohydrate phosphorylation. Gene Ontology annotation, molecular function: ATP binding; galactokinase activity.